AGAACUUCCUGUAGUCGAAGGAGAACGAAUUAGUUCGUUAUAACAAAGUGGAAGAUUAAACUUCAUGAAGGUAACAGAUUGUUUUAUACACCUGUGAGAGAACUACUUGACCAACUAGGACCAUGCCACCCAACAAUCCAUUGCCUAUCUGGGGCAAUGAAAAGACCAUGAACAUGAACCCACUGAUAUUAACAAAUAUACAGUCUUCUCCUUACUUCAAGGUCAACUUGUAUGAACUGAAGACAUACCAUGAAGUUAUUGAUGAAAUUUACUAUAGAGUGGAGCAUUUAGAGCCUUGGGAAAGAGGCAGCAGGAAGACAGCAGGGCAGACUGGCAUGUGUGGAGGGGUACGAGGUGUAGGAGCUGGAGGGAUAGUAUCCAGUGCUUAUUGUCUGCUGUACAAGCUGUUUACAUUGAGAUUGACACGUAAACAGGUGACAGGACUUAUCACACACCAGGAUUCUCCUUUCAUACGUGGCCUGGGAUUUAUGUACAUCAGAUACACACAGGACCCUAAAGAGCUUUGGGACUGGUAUGAACCAUACUUGGAAGAUGAGGAGGAAAUAGAUGUAAAGGCAGGUGGAGGUCAUGUGAUGCCAAUCGGUGAAAUGAUUCGUCAGUGGAUGACUAAGCUGGAAUGGUACUCCACCUUGUUUCCGCGUAUCCCUGUACCAGUACAAAAAGAUCUUAUGCAGAAGCUGAAGAAUCAUCAGUGGUCCUGUCCAGCAAAAGAGGAGGAAGAGCUAGUCACCACUCAGCCACAGCAUAUACCUGAUGAGGAAUUGAGCUUUGGGGAGGCAGAGAGAAUGUCGCACAGACGAAGGUCUCCCGAUAGAGGAACAUCAUCUCCACAAUCACGCAGAUCUCCACGACGAUCACCUGUUCGACGAUCACCCGUCCGACGAUCACCUCAUCGACGAUCACCGGACCGACGUCGAUCACCUCACUAUAGGUCAUCUCCUGAUCAUCGUAGACAUUCACCAGAUCAUCAUCGAUCUAGGGGAAGGCGACCUUCACCUUCAAGAAGAUCUGCACAAUCAAGUGGGGGUGACUUUGCACGGGACCUGCAAAGAGAGCGUGAGAGACAGAAAAGGGCCAAGGACAGAGAUACACGGCCAAGGAGUCGUGAUCGCAAACGUUCACACAGUCGAGAACGGCACCUUAAAAAAAGUUCUAAACACUCACAUCGUGAUAGAAGAUCAAGAUCACGGAGUAAGGAACGACAUCGAGACAGACAUGGACGAGAAAGACACCGAAAUGGAGAUCUUUGAUUAUUUAUUUCAGACUAAUUUCAUAUGUUCAUUAAGACAUUUUCCAUUGCAGUCAAAUGAUCAUUUUCGAACCAUGUAAAAAUGUCAUGAUGAUUCUUACCAUAAAGACAGCUGUUGAUUGUGAACUAGCUUGUUAAUGUUACAUGUACAUAGACUUCCAAUUCCCUUGUAAGUUUUUGCCAUUGUACUACUUCAUAUAGUUGUUUUCUGUUGUCCACAGAAUGUUCCUACUGACUUACUCCUAUGACCAGAACUGGUACUACCAAUGUAGAGUACAGAUUACAACUUCAUUUCUUGGUCUGUGCUUGUGUCACUGUCCAGGCAUACAAUUGAUCAGGCACCUUUGAUCAUGGUACAUCUCAGGACAUUUUUAUGAUCUGUUAUGAUGAUGUUUCUUAUAAUGACCAUGUUUUGGAACAUAAGACAGCUGUUAACAGUCACAAACUUCAGUUAGGUUUGCCUUUCAGUAGUUAUGGCCUGUUAUUCAUUUUUCAAUGAUGAACACUUGUGAUAAGACUAACUCUAUAUUACUAACUUUUACUUGUAACAGGUAAAAUUUGUGGUCAGUGUAUCUUGAAAUAGAGAGUUUAAUUGUUUAACGUGGUCAAGCUGAAGUCAUGCCUAUCCACCAGAUAGACAGUAAAAGUACUGAAAUCAGUUGGCGCAAGUCUCAUGUAUCAGAUAUGAGCAGUUACAGUGUUUUAUAGCUUAUUAAAAAUAACUUUCUUACAGGUAAGUAAUUCUAAAUAAGUUUGCUUUCUUACAGGUAAGUAACCUAAAAUUACUUCGCUUUCUUUAAUGGUUUUUAGUUGAAAUGAAGUACAAUGGCAAAAACUCAGACGGGGAAAAGUUAUAGAUACUGUCACAUGACCAUAAUCAGGUAAUCAUUAUUUUGUGAUAUGAUGUCAGUAGUACCACAUACCUAGUAAUAUGAAAAUGACUAAUAUUUUUACAGAAAAAAAUAAAAUGUUUGAGGACUAAAAAAUCUUCUGACAUAUGGAGGCAUGAAUGUUGCCUCAUUACACCUGAAGUGUGUAACAUAUUUAACGUAGCAAGGAUUAUGUGAUGUUGAUAUGUCAUAUCAGCCAAUCAGUAGUAUAAUGUAUGCCUUAUAUUGUAAUGCAGAUGUUGUGUCUAAGGGACUAAAAAGUUCAAUAAAUUUACUGGUGUUGGUGCAUUUGUAGUUACAUGCAGACAUAACAACACUGCAUUCAAAAGCAAAUAUUUUAAAUUGUCAAUAUAGUAUGUAAAAUUUUGAGAUGUUUUUCUCUGUUUAUGUAGGUAAGUGACUUUGGCAAUAUAUGAAAAUUGUAGUUUACUAAACAGAGACAUGUAUUAGAUCUGUGGGUGAAAAGAGUACAACAGUAGAAAUACCUUUACAAUUUAUCAGGUGAAAAUAGAGCAUUGGUACCAGAAAGUAUCAUGAACAUAUUUACAACAUGAUCUGCUUUUUUUAUUUGCCUUGUUUAUUUUUAGUAAGAGGGAUUACAUUUAAGGUAAAGUUUUAUACAUUAUUGUAAUGAUAGUUAUUUCAAGAGAAUUGCUCUGAUUUACACAAAGUGUAAUGUAAAUUUUUGUCAAAACAUUACUUCACAGAGUAAAUAGAAGGUUUCCAGCAUUAUACAAAUAGACCUUAGUGGAUAUAAUAUUUAUAGAGUAAGGAGAAAGGUUUCUGGAAAAGAAUUCUCUGCUUUUGAAUAUUUAUCAUUUCAUCAACCAAGUGUAUGAAAGUUGAGGAUGUUCAUCUACGAGGGCAUGCUUGUGUGAUAGUUUGUUUUUAUAAGGGUGUGUUUGUGUAUAGAUGUGCUUGUAGGAGAGUGUGCUUGUGUGAUGAUGUUUACUAUUUAGUGUCAUGUGUGUCUGGAAGUUAAACUUUUAGGAUUAUGCUCGGUUGAUGGAACCAAAUACUUAAGUGAAUCACUGACUUAAUUUAAGUUAAUUUGCAUAUGUGUUUUGAUUUUAAGUUGUGCUGUAUAAGUAAACUGGGAACUUUUUAAACUUGCCAUCUUUAGAUUGUUAGCUUUUUAACUCGUCCAACAUUUGUGGUCAGUCGUCUGCAUGAAAAACAAUGUUAUCCCUACUAAGACUAAGUACUAGAUGGAGCUUCCUCAAAUUUCAUGUGUCGUUGCCCCUUGGUCCCUAGAAAUAUACUUUUGAUUUGGGACUGAUCUGGAAACAAAAUAUUUGACAGGUGGCCAUCUUGGAUUCUGACUGUGAAAGUUUGUGAUCACUGUUUCUUGAGAAGUACUGAAAGGAUCUUUCUCAAAUUUCAUAUGUAGGGUCUCUUGGUCCCUUGCUGUGGCUUUCUGACUAUGGGACUGAUCAGGAAAAUAAAAAGGCCAACACUUGACCUUCUUGGAUUUUGCCCUGAGAGAUUUGAUUAUCACUUUUCAAAUUUCGUGUCAGUAAGAGCAAAAACAGAAGAAAGAAGGGAACAAGAUAAAACUUUUAAAGAGCAAAUAAAAAUGGGUGCCAAAACCUCUCUUGGAUCUCCUGUUUAAGCUUGUUGUAGAAAUUCCAUUUGAGCUGGUUUGUUUUGUGAAUGUCCUGUGGUUUCCGUAUAGCACAUAUGAUAUUGUAAUAACAAAAUGUUUAUAGCUUCGAUAUGUUGCGCAUAACAAUACACAAACUUUCAUUCAAUUAUUUUCAAUAUAAUACACUUGUUGUUAGUAAUGUUUAAGUAACUUAAAAGUCAACUACAAUACAACAAAGUAUAGGAACAAGAUGCCAAUGUGAAGUGUAUUUGAAAUAUUAAUAAAAAAUUGGAAAAAAAAACCAAACGGAUUAUGAUAGAAGUCUUUCUUGCUUGCUAUAGGGAAUGUUUAAAAUCAUGCAUGGCAAUGCAAUCAGGAGGCAAUAUCUUUAACAACUGGUGUGAGCAUGUAUAAUUAAUGUAUUGAAAUAACAGAAAUAUUGAACUAAAGGCUAACACCAAAAUACAUACUAUGUCAUUAUGAAGUGUAUAACUUGUGACUACCUCACUAGAUAUCAUGCGAGGUUUGUCUCAUGCUAUUUCAGAUCUCAACUUCCUGAGAAAGCAAACCAACCCAGGUAGGGGUAAAAUCAUGCACCUUGGAUGUUUCCUCAAGAUUGCAUUUGUCUGACAUUCUAGCAGCUCUCACAGCCUCCAUAAAUUGUGAUUAAUUUUACACUAUAUGUAUAUAUGGGUAUCAUUACCUGGGACCAGCUGUAGUGAUGACCUAAAAUUGAAGUCAUGGUUACAUACGACUAAAGACUGACUGUAUUGAUGACCUUGGAUGGCAGUCAUAAUUACCUGUGAUGACCCUAGACUGAAUGUAGUGAUGACCUGAAAUGGAAGUCAUGGUUACAUUUGAUGACCCUAGACUGACUGUUGUGAUGACCUGAAAUGGAAGUCAUGGUUACAUAUGAUGACCCUAGACUGACUGUUGUGAUGACCUGAAAUGGAAGUCAUGGUUACAUAUGAUGACCCUAGACUGUUGUGAUGAACUUGGAUGAAAGUCAUGAGUACAUAUGAUGACCCUAGACUGACUGCAGUGAUGAACUUAGAUGGAAGUCAUGGUUACAUAUGAUGACCCUAGACUGACUAGUGAUGAUCUUGGAUGGUAGGCAGUCCUGGUUACAUAUGAUGACCCUAGACUGACUGUUGUGAUGACCUUGGAUGGAAAUCAUGGUUACAUGUGAUGACUCUACAUUGGCUGUAGCAAUGCCUAGAGUUUCCAGUCCUGUUACAUCUAAGAUCAGUUGUUGAUAUGACCUCAGAUUAAGAUAAGGUUACCUAAAUACCAGUAUCAGUGUGAUGACUUAAAGAGAGUGGAUCUAUUUGUCACUUUCUUGUUAAUUUUACUUCAUUAUUAUUUUAGUUGUUGAGUGUGAGAAAGAAUGAAAAAUGUUCUUUUACUCCAGAUUGAUGCAGUAGUCACUGUCAACAUCUUCUCAUUAGCAGAAAAUUUAUAUUGUAUACAAGUAAGAGUGAUGAUGAUGUAUUGAAUUACCAUAAUGUCGAAAUAUACAUUGUUCAUUGUGUUGUUCACAAUUAAACAUCAUCUUGUUUUA
Ylistrum balloti is the source of this 5306-nucleotide messenger RNA. Its product is annotated as pre-mRNA-splicing factor 38B-like. NCBI's taxonomy places the organism in Eukaryota, Metazoa, Mollusca, Bivalvia, Pectinida, Pectinidae. The transcript is spliced from 7 exons. Gene Ontology annotation, cellular component: precatalytic spliceosome. The record is from RefSeq and is a predicted model, not a curated record. The coding region runs from base 123 to 1271 and encodes 382 amino acids.